CCUGCCCGCUCUUGCCUGCUCUUGCCUGCUCUUGCCUGCUCUUGUCCGUUCUUGCCUGCCAACCCAUCAUCUGCACGUCCCUCGUCUCGGCUCGAUCUGCCUCUCAUGGACAAGUACCACAAACACCAUAGCCACUCUGGCGCCGGCUCGGCGUUCUCCCUGCGCACUCUGCGAAAGUCAACCCUGUUCAAGCUCGCGGCCGCGGCAGCCAUCCUCUAUGUUGGUCGCUCAAUCUUCUUCUCCCCGUCCACCGACUCGUCCUCCCGGCUGCAGAUGCUUGCCGAAGAGCCCGUCUCGGAGGUUGUUCAAAGCCCUGGGGAAUACGUUCCUGACCUGGAUAUCCUCGAAGACAUGCUCGUUGACCCCACCAGCUCGCACGGACCCACGCCGUUUCUCCAGUCGAUUAGGAUCUGUAUGUGGCACGAUGACGGACCCAGCGACGGAACGGGCGGCGAUAACCCCUCGCUCUCCGUUGGUGCACACAUGACCGCUGCCGCCGAGUGGGUACGAACCGCCUUCCACGACGCCGCGACAUACAACAAGAACGAUCGGUCUGGGGGGCUCGAUGGCUCUGUUCAGUUUGAAGGAACUCGAGAAGAGAACCUGAGCAACCUCAAGGACUCGGGCGUUCCGUUCAACGUCGAGUUCUUCCGACAGUACAUGGCCCCGGGUGUCUCUCUCGCCGACAUUAUUGCCUUGGCCGCCGUCGCCUCCGUCAAGGUCUGCAGCGGGCCCGCUGUUCCCUACAAGUACGGGCGAGUCGACGCCACCGCCGCCAACGAGCCCAAUCUGGUUCCGCUCGAGACAGAGCAUGUCGACAAGCAGAUGGACAAGUUUGCGCGCAUGAACUUUACCAAGGAGGAGGCCAUUGCCAUGGUGGCCUGUGGCCACACGCUUGGCCGUGUGCAUCACCACAACAAGCCCAAGCUCGUUCCCAGCAACAAGUACUACACUGGCUUCUUUGAUGACAGCUAUGCUCGGUUUGAUAACAACAUUGCCAAAAACUACGUAAACGGCGGCGGCAACAUUGUGAACCCCCUGGCCAACCCGGACGGUCCUCGAGAGCUCGGCGCCAUGUCAGAUGCCGAUCUCUUUGCUUCUGACAAGAACGUGACAAUCAAGAGACUUGCCAAAUCGUCGACAUACUUUGCGGCCACCUGCCAGAGGGUCUUUGACAAAAUGAUCAACGGCAUGACCAACUUCAAAAACCCCAAGCAAAAGACGCUCCAGGGCCCAAUUCGUUUCCGGACCCUGCGUCUGCCUUACUACGACUGGUCCCUGGACCCGUCGAGCUCCACCUUGAAGGGAUAUGUCAAGUACUUUUCAUCCAGCAUCCCGAACAACGAAAUCAUCCGCCUCGAGAUCUUUUACACCGAUGCCAAGAUGGGCAAGAUCGUGAAGGCCCUGGACCUCAUUGCCGGCGAUAACUGGAAGCCGCCGGUCUAUUCGAUGGAAACAACCCCGGUCUGGGGACUGACGACGCAGAUUCCGGUGUCGUUCACGUUCGAUGCAGCCCAUGGCGUGCAAUACGUCUUUGCCCGCUCACACGCAGCCGACGGCACCGUCGCCUGGUCCAACUCGUCCAUCACUGGCAAGGGCAGCUACGCUGCAUCUAUUCCGCCCCUAAUCUAAUCUAAUCUAAUUCCACGCCUCCCCCGGCCUUUGCACUGUGGCAGCGGCGCUCGAUUGCCCCGCUUGUUCGUCCCUCUCUGCUAUGAGCUGCCCGAGAUGUCCAGCGUGUUUGGAUGGAUGAGACGAUGUGUCCCGCUGCUCAUUCAACACGCUGUGGCCGUAUUCCUUGUUUUGUGUUUCCCAGCAACAGGCACCGGCUGGAUCCAGGCCCGCCCCGGCUCCAGCCACUUUGUCCACGUGACGAUGAUCGGGGAAAUUCUCCGAUUGGUCGAUCGCGGCGCGCAGCACACUCGUUUUU
Polychytrium aggregatum is the source of this 1930-nucleotide messenger RNA. RefSeq names its product heme peroxidase. The record is from RefSeq and is a predicted model, not a curated record. Gene Ontology annotation, molecular function: peroxidase activity; heme binding. The transcript is spliced from 8 exons. Lineage: Eukaryota; Fungi; Chytridiomycota; Chytridiomycetes; Polychytriales. Gene Ontology annotation, biological process: cellular response to oxidative stress; hydrogen peroxide catabolic process; response to reactive oxygen species. Bases 106 to 1632 code for a protein of 508 amino acids.